Gadus chalcogrammus (walleye pollock) is the source of this 3650-nucleotide messenger RNA. It is a transcript of the gene yme1l1b, whose product is annotated as YME1-like 1b. NCBI's taxonomy places the organism in Eukaryota, Metazoa, Chordata, Actinopteri, Gadiformes, Gadidae. Gene Ontology annotation, cellular component: mitochondrial inner membrane. Gene Ontology annotation, molecular function: ATP hydrolysis activity; ATP-dependent peptidase activity; ATP binding. The record is from RefSeq and is a predicted model, not a curated record. Gene Ontology annotation, biological process: mitochondrion organization; protein quality control for misfolded or incompletely synthesized proteins. The coding region runs from base 122 to 2269 and encodes 715 amino acids. The transcript has 18 exons.
GGCGUUUUAAUGUCGUCACUUCCGCUCUAACUGGCUCAAGAAACAGCAAUAAAGUGUUGAAACUGUGAAAACAGAUAUAUGCACAACUCCACGGUAGUCUAGGGCCACUGACACUUGAAAAAUGUUUUCUCUUUCGAUGACAGUCCAGCCCCAGGUUACUGUUCCGUUGAGCCAUCUGAUCAACGUCCUCCACUCUCUGAAGAGCUCAGUGGGGAGCUACAGCGGGGCGUCCGUCAAGCCCAGUCAACACCAGGAAAACACGAUCCAGUCAGAGCCUGUAUGGAACCUGCGGGAGUUGGGCAUCUCAGACCUUGGAGACCGACAGCUGGAUGAUCUUAUAAACAAUGUGUUACCUCGCCUCAACCAACAUGCAGAGUCCAGCGCGUCCAUCGGCCCAGCAGCUUGGCGGACCUCUCAUCUCUCCACACACUCGUUCUUCUCAAACAAGCACGGGUUUUCUGGUAUGACGACCCCCUCGGCCCCUCGUGUCUUUUGCCGGCAGCAUCCCUCCCCUCUUCAAGCUGUUUGCACAGACCUUCAGUCCUGGCCAGUUUGGAUCCAGAGCCGAGGAUUCAAAACCUUGAGAAAAACCAGAAGACUGCAGUUGUCCCUGGAUCGUCCUGCAGAGUCGGACAGCUUCACGCCGUCCUUCAUGAAGGGCUUCCUGAGCCGGGACAAGGGCCUGGAGGUGGAGACUCUAGAGGGGCUGCUGAAGACCAAGAACGUUGCCGACGGACAUCAGGAUGCCUUCAAGAGUGGCUUCGCCGAAGGCUUCAUGAAGGCCCAAGCCAUGACCCAGCGCACACAAGACUCUCUGAGGAGGACUCGUCUGAUCCUGCUCGUCCUGCUGCUGGUCGGACUGUACGGCAUCUCCAAGACCCCCUUCCUAUCGGUGCGAUUCCGAACCACAUCAGGCCUUGACUCAGCUGUGGACCCCGUGCAGAUGAAGAACGUGACCUUUGAGCACGUCAAGGGCAUCGACGAGGCCAAGAGCGAGCUGCAGGAUGUGGUGGAGUUCCUCAGGAACCCCCAGAAGUUCACCGUCCUGGGAGGGAAGCUCCCUAAAGGUCUGCUCCUGGUGGGGCCCCCAGGCACCGGGAAGACCCUGCUGGCCAGAGCCGUGGCCGGGGAGGCAGACGUCCCCUUCUACUAUGCCUCUGGCUCCGAGUUUGAUGAGAUGUUUGUUGGUGUGGGGGCGAGCCGCAUCCGCAACCUAUUCAGGGAGGCGAAGGCCAAUGCUCCGUGUGUUAUCUUCAUCGAUGAGCUGGACAGUGUCGGCGGGAAGAGGAUCGAGUCUCCCAUGCACCCCUACUCCAGACAGACCAUCAACCAGCUGCUGGCUGAGAUGGACGGGUUUAAACCAAACGAAGGCGUCAUUGUCAUCGGAGCGACAAACUUCCCAGAAGCUUUGGACAAUGCGUUGAUCCGUCCGGGCCGGUUCGACAUGCAGGUGACCGUCCCCAAACCGGACGUGAAGGGACGCACUGAGAUCCUCAACUGGUACCUCAAGAAGAUCAAAGUGGACCAGGCCAUCGAGGCCAGUAUCAUUGCCCGGGGAACCGUGGGCUUCUCUGGGGCCGACCUGGAGAACUUGGUCAACCAGGCGGCCCUGAAGGCGGCCGUGGACGGCAAGGACAUGGUCACCCUGAAGGAGCUGGAGUUCGCCAAGGACAAGAUCCUCAUGGGCCCAGAGAGGAAGAGUGCGCAGAUAGACAAGAAGAACAAGCAGAUCACAGCCUACCAUGAGUCGGGACACGCCAUUGUGGCGUACUACACCAAGGACGCCAUGCCCAUCAACAAAGCCACCAUCAUGCCCCGAGGCCCCAGCAUGGGGCAUGUGUCCAUGCUCCCGGAGGACGACCGCUGGAGCGAGACGCGGUCUCAGCUGCUGGCCCAGAUGGACGUCAGCAUGGGGGGCCGGGUGGCAGAGGAGAUCAUUUUCGGCCCAGAGUACAUCACCACCGGUGCAUCUAGUGACUUUGACAGUGCUACCAGUAUCGCCAAGAUGAUGGUCACCAGAUUUGGGAUGUGUGAAAAGUUGGGAGUUAUGACCUACAAAGACCUGACCCGGCAGAGCCCUGAGACGCAGGCGGUGGUGGAACAGGAGGUCAGGAAGCUGCUCAAGGACUCGUACGAGCGAGCCCGGGCCCUGCUCAAGUCUCACGCUAAGGAGCACAAGAACCUGGCGGACGCUCUGCUGAUGUACGAGACGCUGGACGCCAAGGAGAUCAGGCUGGUCCUGGAGGGGAAGAGCCUGGAGGUCCUGUGAGACCAGAGGGAGGGCAUGGGCGGGGCGGGGGGUUGGGUCAUGUACAGUGAGGUCAGGGAUCCACAGCUCAUGGUUUAUAUUUAUGUAUACUGUCAGUUUAGGUUUUAAUUUGUUGGUCUGGUUGGGAUGUGAUAUUGUGAGGACAUCAAAGUCAUCUAGUAAUUCCUAGCCAUCCUACGUCUGCAGUGCGAGAGACAGCGUAUCAAUAUAGAAUGUUUAGAAAAGCAACAUAAAAACGAUUUUUACAUCCAGCAAGAGAAGUCAAAUGUUUGUUUGAACUCGCGUAUGAAGAAGCCUGGCCGGUCCUGAUCUACCCGGUGAACAACACUGCAGCAUUUCAGAUCUCCCUUUGUGCAUGAGUUGAGGACAGUGUGAAUGCUCAGGUAUGUGAGGAGAUUAAUGUAUCAUUUGUACAGGAAGGGAGGGGAGGCAGUUGAUGUUCUCAGUCAUGAAUGUAAAUAAGCAAGUCCAAAUUAACUAGUCAGGAAAGCAUUGUCCUUUUUACUUUUAUUAUGUCUUUGUUGUGUUUCUGUUGGCACUAGUAGGUUGAAUCUUUCUAUUCGGUGUCCACACUGAAACGUUGACCUGAUAGUUUUCCUGUCCUCUCCUUUUACUUAAGUGUCCCCCGCAAUGACACAGACGUGCAGCAAACUGGAGAUGUGCUGGUGUUUCUAAUGGUGGCCUUGUAAGAAUUGAGUGAAGAAUACCUCUCAGCACUUUUAAGUGUGAAUGGCAAUUGCACACUUUUUAUGUAAUUAUGUAAAGGCUUGGUACUAAAGAAGUGUUUUGAUUUUUGUUUGACCGUAGAAACAGGGUGCGGAAUUAAAAAGGUGUUGUAGCUUGUCAAAACAAGUUUCUCAAAUAACAUCCAAGAAGGUCAUUCUCUUGCCCAUUUUCAAUGUUUUGUUGUGCAAACGUGCACACAUGGCUAUAAUUCUCCAAAUGUAAAGUAUCUAUAUGCUGGCUCUCAGGUACUGGGGUAGAGGACAAAUGAACAUGAGCUUUAUUUUCAUUAAACUGAGGAUUGUAACGUGAUUUAUUUUAAAGGUGACUUUUGUGGAAUCAUGUAUUUGCUUAUCAAUCAUAUUGGAAAAUAUAUAUUUUUUUGCUUAGGAGCUUAUUUACACAACCUCACAUGGUUGUUUCCAGUAACAAUUUGUCUUUUUUUGGCUCUGCUCAUGCAAUAUUUCUAUGUUUAUUGGCCUUUUACUGUCCCGUAGCUGUAAAUACAUGAUAAUGAGAUUGAAUCAUAAUUGUACAUAGAUGUAUUUUAUGCUGUACAUACAUCCAGUUUGGCCGAAAUCUGUAGACAAAAUUAGACCAGAGAUGUUAUGGCUGAGUUGGUAAAACAUUGUUGUCCAAAAUAAAAUACAUAAAAUCA